AUUUUCGACGUUGUCCCAUUCCAGGAAAAAAAACACGUAAAGGAGCAGGCGAAUUGCGCGUAGAUAGAAAGCUGCGUUGCAAAGUGUCGCAUGGUCCUCGUGCGUUUCUUUUCUUCCUCUUUUUCCCUCCAGAUCUCAAACAGCGCCUCUAUAGCGCAACACCGUCCCAACCAACGGCCUAAAGACACCGUUAAGGCCUCUAUGGAUCUAAAAAUUCCAACAUCUAUCGUACGACUUUUACAGACGAACUGCGUUCCCUCUCCAACGGAUACGCAGCGUAUCAGCCAUCUCCUUGAAGAACAAAAACUGGAGCUUUCGUUUAUUAGCGAGGAAUUAGAUCGCGCCCGCGCGGAGGUCUCACGCCUCGAGGCUAAAUAUUUUGGAUCCAUGGAAAUGGUCCAAAAAUUGGAAGCGCUAAGAUCCCCCGUCCGCCGCAUGCCAAUAGAGAUCAUGACGAAAGUCUUCGAGCAAUGCGUCCAGGACGAAGGAAGUCAGGAGCCCGAUCCUCUGCGGGCUCCUUUGUUAUUGUGUCAAGUUUGCGGCGAUUGGCGAGACCUCAUGUUCUCUCUUCCUUACUUGUGGAGGACCCUCAAGGUUGGGUUUCCAUCCGCAACCCCAAACUGGGAGAACGUUAUGCAGUCAAGGAUCAUGUCCAUGCACGUGUGGAUAUCCCGUGCGAAAGCUCUUCCAAUUUCCUUAAUCCUCCAGCACCCAAGCAACUCCCCGAUCACGUGGGGUGCGCUUAUGUCACUUGACAAGGAGAUCCUGACUCUCGGAUGCCGCAUUGAAGAGCUUUGCCUCAGAUUUUCUCCGUUGGCACUCAGCUCCUUGUUGACAUUCACCCAAAGUCCGCUCCCGCACCUACGGCGUCUUGAGCUUCAUAACAGCAACCCCCUUCCUAGUAGUGACAACCCACCUUCAUUACUUCUUCAUGAUGCGCCAAGCCUCCGCAGCCUCUCCAUUGCGUGGGGUAGUGUCGACACCACUCAGUUUUGCGUCCCUUGGAGUCAAUUGACACAGUUGUCUCUUCAGUAUGACGCCAGCCCCUACUGGAAUGCCGUUCACAACGACUACCUCAUUACACUUCGUGAAUGUCCUAAUCUCAAAUGUUGCUCCAUCGGAAUAGGAAUGACAAUACUCGACACUGAUGCAGAUAUGGUUGCACCUGUCACACUUCCCAACCUCGAAUCAAUGAAAGUACGCCUCUUCUGUCAAACGCUCUACACCCACCAGUUCUUCGAUGCGCUCCACGCACCGAAGCUGCGCACGUUUGAAUUUCAGAACGUCAGUCUCGCCAUGGGUUCGUUCGCUAGCCAGACGGAACCCCUCCCCUUCAUCUCACGGAGCGCGGAGACUCUCGAGAACCUAUCCUUUGACACAAUCAAUAUAUCUGAUGUCAACAUGCUCUCAUGUCUCUCCCAGCUUCAUCGCUUAAAACACCUGCGUUUCCUGCCUGGCCCCCUUCAACUCAAUCACAACCUCGUGGACAGCCUCGUUUUGUCCGGAGCACCUCAAGGCACCUCCAUCUGUCCUCGACUCGAAUCAUUGAGUCUCAAAUGCUCAAAACGUGUUUCUACCGACAGGGUGACGGAGCUUGUAGAGUCGAGGUGCAGUGCUAGUCCGAAGUUAAGAGAAUUUUGCUUGCAGAUCGCCGCAUUUGACUAUGGGCAGGACUCGCGGGAUAAAACAAUUGUCGAGCUGAGAGAACGUCUGAAACAGUGUGUGGAGGGGGGAUUGCAGCUCCAUCUGAUGAAGGCAAAGCCGACGGGUUGAUGUGAGGUUGAACCUCGGCUUCUGAUUGUGCGUAUCAUCCCUUCUUACUAGCUUGUCCCUGUUUUCUCGGCUCUUAUUACGAUAACCGACACCAUUACAUCCCGUGCUGAUGAUCAUUUCUUGC
Suillus subalutaceus is the source of this 1897-nucleotide messenger RNA. RefSeq lists its product as uncharacterized. Lineage: Eukaryota; Fungi; Basidiomycota; Agaricomycetes; Boletales; Suillaceae. Bases 91 to 1773 code for a protein of 560 amino acids. The transcript is spliced from 2 exons. The record is from RefSeq and is a predicted model, not a curated record.